Molecule: messenger RNA, 964 nt
Organism: Vicia villosa (hairy vetch)
Lineage: Eukaryota; Viridiplantae; Streptophyta; Magnoliopsida; Fabales; Fabaceae
Exons: 2
Coding region: 237-770 (177 amino acids)
Source: RefSeq, a predicted model, not a curated record
ACAUUCACUUUCUUUAUACCACCGACCUAGCUUUGUGUCAAGAGUCGUACUAGGCUACUAGCAUAUACAACUCUGCAUUCUCUCAACUUUAUUGGCUUAAUAAAUUAUUCAGAAGUGACAAUACCUUUGAAGUUCGUGUAAUCAUAUUAGUUUCCAUUAAAUUAGUUUUCUAUAUAUAUGGUGAUUAUCUUUUUAGUUAGAAAGAACAAGAUUCACAAACAACAUAAUAACGUGCUAUGGAAGACGCUGUAAAUGAAGUUCCUUCACUGAAUCACAAUUCAGAAGAUGAUGGAUCCAAAGGAAAAGCUCUUGAAGAAAAGGUAAAAGACAAAGACACCAAUGGUGGUGGUGGUGGUGGAGGUGUUAUUAACAACUUUAUCUCUACUUUUAUGACUCCUUUGAGUCCAAGAAUCGAGAAACUUACUACUCCUCCUCAAGAUGGAAGUGAGAAUAAGGUGUUUGAGAAAGAGGUUGAUGAGAAUGGUGGUGGAAGAAAAGGGGUUAUCAGCAACCUUGUUUCGAAUAUCUUUCAUAGAAGUGAAAAAAAUGAAGAAGGUAUGGUGGAAAAGGAAGAUGAAGAAAUCAAAGUUGAUGAGAAGGUUAAAAGAUUGAAGACAGAGAAUGAGGCUAAUAAUGGUGGCGGUGAGAGUGGCGGUGGAGGAGGUUUUAUUCAUGACAUUGUUUCUCAUUUGCCUACUUCAAUCCCAGAUGAUGCGGGUCCAACAGCAGAUGAGGCUGCUAUUUUGAUUAACUCUCUUGUUCGUGACUAAGCACAUUGAGAUCAAUUCCUUUGAGAUCAUAAUGGGAUUCUUUAGCAAUGUAUCAUGUAUUUUUUUCUUUAUAAUUCUAGUCAUUUGUAUAGUUGUUUAUUAUUUUUUGGGUAAACUUUUGUAUUUUGACUCAGUUUGGACACUUCAUAUUAUGUCUGCAAUAUUCAUUCAACAUUAGUAAUCUUUUGUUUAAA